GAAUUAUGUAAAAAAAGAAAAACAAAUAAAAAUAUGAAAAACAUUAGUAAAUGAUGAAAGAUAAGCAAUAAUAAAGAUAAACAAAAAAGUAGUUAAAGAAAUAGAGAGGAUAAGCUCGUUCGCUCAAAGGUAUAAAAAAUAAAUUAUUAUUUAGGUUAUGCUAAACAUUUUUAAGAGUUUUAAGAUGAAAUGAAUUAAUUAGGACUUUAAAUUAGAGAUGUAGAGGGAGAUGGAAAUUGUCUUUUUAGAUCAAUAGCAGAUGUAUUACAUGGAGAUGAAAAAUAUCAUAAAUAAUUAAGAAGAUUAGCAGUUUAAACAAUGGAAGAAAAUUAAGAAUUUUUUGGACUCUUUAUUGAAGAUGAUAUGACUUUCAAUUAAUAUUUAAAAGAAAUGUCGUCAGAUGGUGAAUGGGGAGGCAAUUUAGAAUUACAAGCACUUUCUUAGGCAUUGGAUGUAAAUUUUUUCAUCCACAUGAAAGGAAGACCGUCUAUGAUUAUAAAAUCAAUGACAGAUGAAAAACCUUUAAAUGAAGUAAAUUGUUGAUUAUAGCAAUGUUAGAAAGAUUCACUUCAUUUAGCUUAUCAUUUAAUAGAAAAUGUUGCUGAACAUUAUAGUGCUGUAAGAAUGUUAGGAGAUGACAGUAAUAAAAGAGCUGAACCUAUAACCUUAGAUAUUUUUGAAGGUCUAUUAGAUACUUUCUAAUAAGCCCCUUUAGGAGAUGAAGAUAAUUUUUAAUAAUUUGAUGAAUUAGAAUAAUUUGAAGAUCCUGAAGAAAGAGAAUACUUUUAAGCCUUAAAAGAAUAAGAAGAAGCUGAAAAGGCUGCUAAAGAGGCUAUGAAAAAAGCAGAGCUUUAAAAAUAUUAAUUGAAAUAGAAAAAGAAUAAAAAAUGCAAUUGUGGUUCCAAUAAAACCUAUAAAGACUGUUGUAUGAAUAUAGAUAUAGAGAAAGCUGAGAAAUAGAAAAAUCCUAAACAACAACAAUAAUAACAAUAAUAAUAAUAAUAAUAACAAUAAUAACCUCAAUCAGAUACUCCAAUGAAAAAAUAAGCUGUAUUUAUAUGA
Messenger RNA from Paramecium sonneborni, 1062 nucleotides. The record is from the annotation of a GenBank genome assembly. NCBI's taxonomy places the organism in Eukaryota, Ciliophora, Oligohymenophorea, Peniculida, Parameciidae.